ACACACACACACACACAAAAUAAAUAUAUGGGAGCGUUGUGAUUCAGCUGCGUCGCGUCUCGCGCUCUGACCAGACACGUUGCGUGAGCUGAAAGGGACUGCCUCUGGAAAACGAUUUAACUUACAAGCUACAUAUUGCUCAUUUACUGGAAUAUCUAACCAAAAUAAUGGUUUAAAAUGAUUCCUCUGUUGAAUAUGAAGUUUACGACGCUAAUUCUGUUCCGUGAAUUGGGAAUCGUCUGUCUAGUGCUGAUAAGCGCUGUGUGGUGCUCCGCUCCUGAGAGGAAAGUAUGUCAGGGAACCAAUAAUAAGCUGACUCUGCUGGCACAGCCAGACGAUCACUAUAGAUCCAUGGUGCGGAUGUACAGUAACUGCACGGUCGUGCUGGAGAACCUGGAGAUAACCAACGUUCAGGAGUACCACGACCUCUCCUUUCUCAGAAGCAUUGAAGAAGUUGGUGGCUACGUGCUAAUAGGAAUAAACUAUGUGGAUGUAAUACCCCUGGAAAACCUGCGCCUCAUUCGAGGACAUUCUCUCUUCGAUGGCAAGUACGGCCUUGCUGUGGUGGCAAACUUCCACAGGAAUGAGUCUGUCGAGAACUACAGCAUCACCAGCGGCCUCCGACAGCUGCAUCUGAGAAGCCUCACAGAAAUUCUUAAAGGUGGAGUUAAAAUAGCCCACAAUCCUUUGCUUUGCAAUGUGGAGACCAUACAGUGGUUGGACAUUGUGCAGGAUGACAGUGACGUGAAUGUGUCAGGAGGAACUGACCCUCAGUGCAGACGAUGUGACUCAGGGUGUUUUAAUGGAUCGUGUUGGGCUCCAGGACCAGAGAACUGCCAGACCUUUACUCGGCUGAACUGUGCAGAGCAGUGCUCACGGAGGUGCAAGGGUCCCAAACCCAUCGACUGCUGCAGUGAACAUUGCGCUGCAGGCUGCACCGGACCCCGACCAACAGACUGUCUGUCCUGCAGAGACUUCCAGGAUGAUGGGACGUGCAAGGAUGCGUGUCCACGUCUUAUGCUGUACGACCCCAACAUUCACCAACUCGUUCCCAACCCUAAAGGGAAGUAUAACUUUGGAGCCACCUGUGUAAAGAAAUGCCCAUAUAACUUUGUGGUGACCGAUCAUGGUGCCUGUGUUCGAACCUGCAGCAGUAACAUGCAUGAGGUGGAGGAGAACGGAAUAAGGAAGUGCAAACAAUGUGAUGGCUUGUGCCCUAAAGUCUGUAAUGGUCUUGGAACGGGAACCCUUGUUAACACCAUCGCAGUCAACGCGACCAACAUUGAUUCAUUUAUCAACUGCACCAAAAUAAAUGGGCACAUUACAAUAAUGCAGAUGACUUUUCAAGGGGAUAUUUUUACAAAUACACCAAGUAUGGACCCUGCAAAACUCGACUAUUUCAAAACAGUGAAGGAAAUUUCAGGGUUUCUGUUAAUCCAAGACUGGCCUGAAAACCUCAGUUCCCUCAGUCCCUUUGAAAACCUGGAGAUCAUCAGAGGAAGAACUAAACAACAUGGCACCGUCAGUUUUGCAGCUUUGAACAUACCGCACCUGGAUCAUCUCGGCCUCCGUUCGCUGAAGGAGAUCAGUGAUGGUGACGUGGUGAUCAAGAACAACCCCAGCCUCUGUUACGUUGAAGGCAGCUACUGGCCGAAGCUGUUCAGAUCGGUGAACCAGCGCAUACGAACUGGAAACAAUGCAGCAAUGCACAGAUGUGAGCAGCAGAACAGUACCUGUGAUAGUAUGUGUGGAGAGGAAGGCUGCUGGGGUCCAGGGCCGUCCAUGUGCGUCUCCUGCCAGCAUGUCAGCCGUAGGGGGCGCUGUGUCAGCCACUGCAACUUGUUGGAUGGAGACCCACGUGAGUACAUGUCAGAGAAUGUGUGUUUGGAAUGUGACCCUGAAUGCCAGAUCCUGAAUGGGACGCCAAGCUGCCAUGGGCCGGGAGCUGAUCAGUGUACCGAGUGUGCUCACUUUAAAGAUGGGACACACUGUGUGGCACAGUGUGCCCAAGGUGUGCAAGGCCUUAAUAACAGGCUUGUCUGGACAUACCCAGACAAAAAAGGACAGUGUCAGCCAUGCCAUGCUAACUGCACAAAUGGAUGCAGUGGACCAGGACUGGAAGGUUGUGAACCAAAAGGCUCUCACAUGCCUUUAGUGGCGGCUGGGAUUGUUGCAGGUAUGCUGCUGAUUAUGGUCCUCGUCCUUUUCAUCUUCAUCAUCUUUCGCCGAAGACACAUCCGGCGAAAGAGGACCUUACGCCGCCUGCUUCAGGAAAGAGAGCUGGUUGAACCGCUGACUCCCAGUGGUGAAGCACCCAACCAGGCUCUCCUUCGCAUCCUAAAGGAAACAGAGCUGAAGAAAAUAAAAGUCCUUGGGUCUGGAGCAUUUGGUACUGUCUUUAAGGGUUUGUGGAUCCCAGAGGGUGAGGAUGUGAAAAUUCCUGUUGCUAUCAAAGUUUUGAGAGAGGUUGCAUCUCCCAAAGCCAACAAAGAGAUCUUGGAUGAGGCCUAUGUGAUGGCCGGUGUGGAUCACCCUCACGUGUGUCGUCUGUUGGGAAUAUGCCUCACGUCCAACGUCCAACUGAUAACUCAGAUCAUGGCUUUCGGCUGCCUGCUGGAUUAUGUUCGAGAGAAUAAAGACAGUAUCGGCUCACAGACUCUGUUAAACUGGUGUGUGCAGAUCGCCAAAGGAAUGCACUACUUGGAAGAGCGUCACCUGGUUCAUCGUGACUUAGCGGCCAGGAAUGUGCUGGUGAAGACUCCUAACCAUGUGAAGAUCACUGACUUUGGCCUGGCCAGACUCCUGGGUGCAGAUGAGAAGGAAUACCAUGCUGACGGAGGGAAAGUGCCUAUAAAGUGGAUGGCACUAGAGUCAAUUCGUCACUGGACUUACACUCAUCAAAGUGAUGUAUGGAGUUAUGGGGUCACUGUGUGGGAGCUGAUGACAUUUGGAUCCAGACCGUACGAUGGAAUCCCAGCCAGAGAGAUUGCAGAUAUCCUGGAGAAGGGAGAGCGUUUGCCACAGCCGCCCAUCUGCACUAUAGAUGUCUAUAUGAUCAUGGUCAAAUGCUGGAUGAUUGAUGCUGACAGCAGACCUAACUUCCGUGAACUUGUGUCAGAGUUUUCAAAAAUGGCCCGGGAUCCAUCUCGCUACCUUGUCAUUCAGGGAGAUGAUGACAUGUUCCAGUCCAGCCCGACGGAUUCGAAGUUCUGCAUGUCGUGGAUCAGUACUGAAGAUAUGGAUGGUGUGGUAGAUGCGGAGGAAUACCUGCUGCCCAACAAACGAUUGUUCGACCAAUCAAAACCACCACCAACGCCUCAGUAUCACAAUGCAGCAGACAACUACACGAAUGGUGUGAUGUUACGCUACAUUACAGACCCCACACUUAAAGACCUCAUGCUGCCAGAGUACAUUAACCAGGAUGUGACCACAACAAGCAACAUGAUGAACCCAGACUACAAGGGUCCGGCUCGUGCACAGACAGAAAACGGAUAUAUAGAUACAUACAGCUGUAAACCUGACGGGCCGGAGUACCUAAACACCUCCUGCGCUACUCUACCACGCUCCCCCGGCGCCAGCCUCGAUAACCCUGACUACCAGCACAGCUUCCUGCCCUCGUCCAACAGCGACGUUCUUUUCCUCCCGGCGACGGAGAACUUACACUACCUGGGCCUCGGCACAGCCUUGCAGUCUCACGUACGUUAGAUCAGCAGGAUGGAUGUAUGAAUCACACUGCUUCAACUUCUGUUAGUGUUAGUGCUGCAGCUGGGUUAAGAACAUGAGGACGUCAGGUCUGGAUAUGCUUGAAGGCGACUGCCACAAUGAACUCGUUUGUAAAGGGGUGUGUUUGUGAGACGUGAAGCUGUGAGUAAUGUGUUGAAUGUCAAGCUAGAGCACAUUUCAGUAUUUCUGUGUAAUAUAGGUACAUGUAAUAGUUGAUGCUUUUGAUGAAUGUUGUUGUCGGAUGUAGCUUAAUUUAUUGAACCAAAACUUAAUUGAGCUGUUAAUACUUCAUGUAGUUAGACCGUCAUCAUUUUACUCUGAUUACGUAAUUAACCUUGGGUAGUACAGUGAGUUUACAAGCCAGAUAAGAUCUUUUUUUCUUGUUUGUGAAAUAUGAAAUACCACUCGAGUCUCAACCCUAAUUUUCCUUCCGAGAUAUACAGCGUUUAAAUAGUUUGGGGUUAGUACUUAUCAAUUAUUAUUAUUUAUUAUAAAUAAUUAUUUAUUAAAUCUCACACCUUGGACUUUGUUCCUCAUAAUUCAGAAUCUGUUUCUCAUAAUUCAGAUUUUUUUCUUGCGGUUCCUUUUCUGUAAAUCCUGUGUUUACAUCUCAGAAAUCUUUUUUUUUUUUUUUUUUGAUAAUAAUCAGAAAUGUUUCUUGAGCAGUAACUCAGCAUAUUAGAAUCAUUUAUGAAGGAUUAUGACAGUAAUGAUGCGGUUCAGUUUUGCAUCACAGUACAUUUUAAAACAUAUUCAAAUAGUAAACCAUUAUUUUAAACUGCAAUAAUAUUUUGUAAUAUUACUGUUUUAUUGCAUUGUGCAUCCUUGGUGAGCAUCAUUUGAAAACAUUCAAAUAAUCUUACCGACCCCAAACUUUUGAACGGUUGUAAUUCCGAAUGAAAUAGGAUAUUUAAGAAAUUAAUUUUAUUGUUACAUACCAGAAUGGAGAAGGCUGGAAGGGAGGAGCUCUUGAUGACUGAAAAAGAAAAGGUUGUCUACUACCAUGUCGGCUGAGGCAAAGCAAGUUACCUCAUUUUGAUAAAAGAUUACCAGAGUUAGAAUCAUUUGCACCAAUGAUUUGUGCAAAACAUUGCAAAGAAUGUGCAUUAGGAAUGUAAAAAAAUACUCUAUUUAAUAUAUUCAAGCACAUGAAAACCUCUGAUCUGACCCGUAAUAACUGCCUGAGUAACAACAGAACUGAUUGUAAAUAUAACAACAUGCACUGUGAACAUAAAUGUCCACCACACAGUGUAAAUGUACAUAAAGCUACCUGCAGUCACACAAACACUGACCUUUAACCCUGGACUGCACUUAAUGGACCCACUAAGUGAGCGUCCACAUUUGGUUUUAAUAUUUUAACAACUGUUAGAUUCAUUGAAAGAAACACUGUUGGGCUAAAAGGCUUUCUGGUGUUAAAAGGCUGUCCUGAUCCUUUCUGAUUCUGCUGAUUUAAUAAAUCAGACUGCUUGUUUCUGUCCCCUGUGACACAUUCACCCAAGUGUGCACUUAGCACACAAUCUACUUCUAAAUUUUAAGGGGGAAAAGCAGGCCAUUAUGAGAUUUUAACUCUACAGGAUCCCAUUAAUAUUGAUUAAGUGACCACAUCCACUUCAUCGCCCCAGAAAAUGCUGAAUAUAUUCAGAAAGAAGUUUUAAAAUGUAAGUUUGACUGUGAAACCUGUUCUACUUCACUGUGAGAUACUGCAAAGACCACAUUUAGUAUGUAAAUAUACUUGAUGUAGCACAAUCCUCCGGAGAUCUACUGCAUUACACACCUGUGAAUGUUAGUUUUAGGAUUCUUUUUAGGUUUAACAUGUGGUUUAAAUCUGUAUGGACACUUUGUUACAUUGCAGUGUUAUUAAACUGUGUUGAAAUGUGAAAAUUAAAUCUUGUGAUGUGCCAAUUCCAUAAA
Molecule: messenger RNA, 5634 nt
Organism: Carassius gibelio (silver crucian carp)
Lineage: Eukaryota; Metazoa; Chordata; Actinopteri; Cypriniformes; Cyprinidae
Product: melanoma receptor tyrosine-protein kinase
Exons: 27
Coding region: 178-3705 (1175 amino acids)
Biological process (GO): positive regulation of epithelial cell proliferation; multicellular organism development; positive regulation of kinase activity
Cellular component (GO): signaling receptor complex; basal plasma membrane
Molecular function (GO): ATP binding; epidermal growth factor binding; epidermal growth factor receptor activity
Source: RefSeq, a predicted model, not a curated record